Molecule: messenger RNA, 3988 nt
Organism: Perca fluviatilis (European perch)
Lineage: Eukaryota; Metazoa; Chordata; Actinopteri; Perciformes; Percidae
Exons: 13
Coding region: 331-1905 (524 amino acids)
Source: RefSeq, a predicted model, not a curated record
UGUUAAAGAGUAGUCGUUUAGACUAGAAAAGCGCUAUAUAAAAAUAGUCCAUUUAACUGUAUUUCAGUGUUGUCAUACAAUGCUAUAUUUCUGCCAUCCAAGGAAAAAGCCAAGGGGGAAGCAGACUCUGCUACAGGCAGUACUUUCAGGUCCGAUGAGUGGAAAGAAAUGCUGAAGGAAGUCCACUGCUAAAAAGAAGCAGAACUGGAGAGACACAGAAUCGUGCUUCAGCUACAGAGAGUGAGAUGCAGGAAACUGCAGGACAUUCUGCAGACCUCAGAAGAUAUUCCAGAUGCAAGUGGACAUCCUUCCACCUCCAUAUCAUGGUGCAUGUGCCAAUCUGCAGGCCAAGAUGAGUGGCGGAAAGCGAGGUCUCAUCAUCUGAGCUGCUUGCUGUCCUGCAACGUGGUUCCAGAAAAGAACUGCAGCCACUGCACAUCUCCUGCCAUCAUUCGAUGCAGAGACUGCAUGCCAGAGGAGUGGCUGUGUACGGAGUGUGACACACACAUCCACAAAAAACACACACUCCAUAACAGGGAGUCCUGCAUUGGGGGAAUUUACAAGCCCAUAGAGCCAACAGUGUGCUGCGUAAAGCAAGAUGGCGGAUAUACACUGGUCAAUCAAGUAUGUCUUUUGCCUACAGUGAGGACUGUCCAGUUGUGCACGUGUGAUCCUGCAACCAUAACAGAAUCGGCUGGUAGAGCAAUAAUUAUGGUUUGCAUAAAUGGUCGGUAUGAUUUGCACUUGCCAAACUUGUCUUGCAAAUUAUGUCUGGCACAGUGGACACCUGACAUGAGCGACCUCAUACGCAGUGGGUACUGGCCAGCAUCUGUGAAUGCUGACACAUUGUUUUCAGUGGAUGUCUUUACUUCAUUUGAAGAGUUGAAAACUGUGGCUCCCAGUUUUUCGCGUCAGGUUUUUUUGGAGAAGAGGACCUGUCAAUUUGGAAGGACUGCCGGCAGAGGAAUCUGUGGAGCCAGUCGGUGGUCUGCUGCAUGUGAGACAGCCAGAAGAGCUAGUAAACUGGAUGAAGAGGGCAUUGAGGUGGUUGUUUGCCGACACAGAGUGCUAUUGAAGGCCCUCAACAUGUAUAGGGGGGAAAUAUUUGCUUAUCCGCUGUUCCUGCAAAAGGAGCUUCAGACAGCCACAAAUGGACAGUUCUUUUGCACGGAUAUUGCUUGCAAGUAUUGGCCCUACCUUGAAAAGUUGUCGGUCUCCAUGUCAGAGCUCAGACCUUUACUACAGAUGAGGCCAUUCCUUUCUGUCAUGCAUGCCAAGGCCCAUUCAACAAAGAGUAAGAUAAUCUGGAGUGGCAAAAAUCAAGAGGGUGCUGGUACAACUGCAGGGGAGGAGGUCGAAAUGGUAAACAGCUACCUCUGUCGUUGUGCCCUCACAACCAAGUACAUGACAAAAUCUGCCAGGAAUGACAUGUUAACAGUCCAUGCUAUUGGAUGGAACCGACGGAAGCAGGAUGGCCUUCAUCUUGCAUUAUCCAGCAGAUACGUCAAGACUUGUGAAAAGGCGGAGGCUGAGUCUCAGAGACUGGAAGAUUUGAGCAGUCAACUUGGUUGCCCUGAGAACAUGGUGCAUCAGUGGGUUCAUGAUGUCAGAGAAUGGGCUUCUGAUGAUUCUGCAGGUACCAGAUGUGAUGACCAACAACCUCUUCAGGAAUCAAUUGAAGAAAUGUUUCUUGCAGUUCAUCACAGAAAAGCCAGCCUUUAUAAUCAGACUGACAACAAAAUUCGACAGUUGCAAGGAAGGAAAUUGGGGGAAGAUAAGAAAAAACUGUUUGAAAAAAAAUCAAGCUGUACAAUGAGCAGGUUGCAGAUGAGGAGCGCAUCCUUGAGGAUAAGGUGGAAAGCAGACUCUCUGUGGUGGAAGGAGACAGUGGGGCAGACUGUCUAAUAUGGCCGUGGGAAAUGCACAGCAGAGGCCUCGUGCCGUCAUUCAGUUGCUUCUCUCAGUCCGCGCCAGACUAGCUGAGAGGAGACAAAUCCACCGUUCUGCCUUCAUUAAAAGAGAAACCAGCAGCUGGUCGUGGUCCGGGUCCUUUCUUCACUCAUUCAGUACAGCAUAGAACACAACGCAGAACAACGCAGGUUAAUGGACGUGCAUCCAGCCUGAUUUAAAACUGUUAAAGACGAUGCACGCCCGUUACAUUUACAUGUCAAAAGUGCGGCUUCAAGAGGAAAAGAUCAUUUUGAUGAGGGAGAUGAGACAGCACUGCACCUACCUCAGCAAGCUGGCCUGGAGUCUCCGCAAAAUGAUGUCAGAAAUGUCUUCUGGCCAGAACAGUGGCAGUUAAGUGAAGAGGGGCAUCGUGGGCUGCUGUGUCUUCAUCAGAAAAGGCUUGCUGAUGUGGAGGAGAAGUUCCAAGUCGUUAGCUCAAGGUACAGCCAGGCUUUAGGACUGAAUGCUGCUUCUCUGCUUGAGGAUGGACCCGAGGACAUACCGGAGGACGACAAAGAACAUGUAUAUGAGAGUUCAGAUGAGAGUGAUUUUGAGGCAGUGUAAACCAGAGUUUUUCGAAACACUAGCUUUAUAGAUGGAAAGGUAUUGCAUCGGAUUUAUGUAUGUCAAGCGCGAUAUAAUUUUCCCUGCAAGAGCAUGUAUGCCCUCCAGCUCUCUCAGAGCAGACACUUCCUCACACGUGGUGGCUGCUCUGUGCGAGUGCUGUUUAGUUUCGUACACGAAGAUGCCAUUAUGUAACUCUUCCUAUUUUUUUUUUGUGUCACGCUCCCAGCUGCCUGCACGACUCUCGGUUGUAGAAUUGUUAUACAAAGACUAAAAUCUGUGCGCAAGAUAUAAUAUAAUUUGCUUGUGAGCAUGUUUUAUCGUGCUCGCGACAUAUGACAUAAAUCUGACCGCAUAUUCAGGAAAAUAUGAAAACAACACAUACACAAAUCCAAAGCCAAUACAACAACAACUAUGUGCUGCAAAUGAAAAAAUAUGUUGCUAAAUGCCUAAACUAAUACGCAACUGCAAACUGCUCCAAACACAUAUAAACUAAAAAACAAUCACUGAAUACAAGCGCAUUAAGAGGGAUUGACCACACCUAGAGGAUGAGUCACACCACGCAAACUAUUUAAAUUCAUUUUUACAAUGACAAUGUAGUAAUUGUAAUUUCUCUGCAGUUACAUCUGCCAUGUCGUGUUGUACAUUUGGAUGGAUUUGGUUGGCUGUCAGUGUUUCUAUCGUCCAUCAAAUCACUUUGAAAGUGAUCCCAAACAAUAUUGUUUACCACUGUUUGUCAUUAUUACAUAUAUAUCAUGUCACGCUAUUUCACUUAGCACUCCUUUUUUAGACAAGUAGAUCUUCUGUUGUUUUGACUAGAUAUGCAGUGUUUAAGUUGCAUAUGUUUUGGGGGUUUGUGCAUUUUUUACUUGGAAUCUUCUCUGCAUGUUUCUGCUAGCCUAAGUGCUAUGAACCACUGUAGCGCAUUUGCCCAGGUCGGCCACUGUAUGAAACAGCAUUGAUCAUAUCACACGCAUAACAGCAACAUGAAUGUCCAAAAGGCAAAGUGAUAAUUAUAUUCAAAUGGCUACGGUAAAGAUAUCUUUACCAUAUCUGCCCCAUCUGUUUGGGCCAGAGGACUAAAUAUUGUAAACUCAUGCUCUUAACUGUAGAAUUAAUCGUCAUUCAAAAAUGUGAAAAACCCUGUUUUAGAUGAUAUGUGUGCCCUAGUUUUUUUUUUUUUUUUUUAUUGCAUAAUCCAGCAUAUUGUUAUUCAUAGUGACUGUGGGGCUCAUUUGGAAUUGAAGGUACAUGCUACUACAUUUAACUUCUUUUUAAAAAUGACAAUGAUCAUUACUCAUGAGUUUUGAGUGUAGUGUUUCCUGUUUAUACUGCUGUUACUGUUGCAAAAAAAAUCAACAAAUUUCCCAAUGCCAUUACUUCAGGAAUAAAACUAUUUGUUAGUAAAUGUAAGUGCAUGUAACCUUGUUCAUGAUAAUGUUGUCUUCAUGAAAGUAAAAUAUGUGCGAAAUAA